Phycodurus eques (leafy seadragon) is the source of this 2740-nucleotide messenger RNA. RefSeq names its product nucleolar protein dao-5. The record is from RefSeq and is a predicted model, not a curated record. Bases 90 to 2462 code for a protein of 790 amino acids. NCBI's taxonomy places the organism in Eukaryota, Metazoa, Chordata, Actinopteri, Syngnathiformes, Syngnathidae. The transcript has 25 exons.
GCCCUAUCAUUCAUGUCACGAGCGACACUCACCUGAGUUGUUCAAGCUGGACUGAGGGUGUGUUUGGGAGAGGAGAAGGGUGGACAUAAAUGGAGUUCCCUCUCACUAAAGCUCCUGGUGGAGCUGCAAGUUCAGAGGAGCCGGCAGUCAUCCCUCCUGGUCGUUUGGGGUCUCUCACUGAGGAAACAGAGCCCGUAGAAUUACAGAAGUAUGAUGACGAUGACAGGAGUCACCCGACAGAAAGCGCAGAUCGCCAAUCCGUAACUUUGCGUCAUCAGGCACCGUACUCAUAUGACAGUUCUUCAUCGUCCUCGGACACCGAGGAUGAGCGCAAGAGGGAAAAGAAGAAGAAACUGAAGAAAAAGAAGAAGAAAAAGAAAGAUUCCAGUUCCUCUUCUUCCUCUUCCUCCUCCUCUUCAUCCUCUUCCAGCAGCUCAUCAGACAGCGAUAGUGAGGAUGACAAGAAAAAGAAGAAGAAGACAAAGAAGAAAAAGGAGGAGAAGAAGAAAAUGGUGAAUGAGUACAUGUGGGACAGGUUGAUCAUAGCACCGACUGAUGAAGAAAAGGAACUUCCUGGGGACUUGGAGUUAAAGCGGGAUUUCAGAUCAUCCGAUGACGGCAAUGACAAGAAAGAGAAACAGAAGGAUGAGAAGAAAAAGAACAAGGGUUCCUCUUCAUCUGACAGCUCAGACAGGGACAAAAAGAAGAAAAAGAAGAAAGACAAGAAGAAGAAAAAGAAGAAAGACCAGAAAAAGGAUUCCUCAUCUUCUUCAUCAGACAGUUCUUCCACUGAUAGUGAAGAUGAGAAGAAAAAGAAGAAGAAAAAGAAGAAGAAGAAGAAAAAGAAGAAAAAGAAGAAGGACUCCAGCUCCUCCUCCUCCUCCUCCUCCUCCUCCUCCUCCUCCUCUUCUUCCUCUUCGUCCUCCUCUUCUGACAGCGAUGAUGACAAGAAAAAGAAGAAGAAAAAGGAUCAAAAGAAAAAGAAAGACAAGAAAAAGGAUGAAGAGCACGACUCUCGUUCACCGGCUGCAGGAGUUAAUGUUGCAGAGAAAAGUACUGUUGGAGACACAGCAAAAGAUAUUUACGACAAGUAUAAAGCAGCAGAAGAUCCAUCUCUGACCUACUUACCAGGUGAGGAGGGGCACCUGAGCGAUGAUGAGGGAGAGGGAAGGGAUGAGAAGGAGAUGAAGAAGAAAAAGAAGCUGAAGAAGAAGAAGAAGAAGGUGGAAAAGGAUUCUGGUUCAUCUUCAGACAGUGAUGAUGACGAAAAAGACAAGAAAAAGAAAAAGAAGAAGAAGAAGAAGGAUUCCAGCAGCUCCUCCUCCUCCUCCUCCUCCUCUUCUGACAGUGACGAUAAGAAGAAAAAGAAGAAGAAGAAGAAGAAGAAGAAGAAGAAGAAAAAGAAGGAUUCCAGUUCUUCCUCCUCCUCCUCCUCUUCUGACAGUGACGAUGAGAAGAAAAAGAAAAAGAAAAAGAAGAAGAAGAAGAAGAAGAAAAAGAAGGAUUCCAGUUCUUCCUCCUCCUCCUCUUCUGACAGUGACGAUGAGAAGAAAAAGAAAAAGAAAAAGAAGAAGAAGAAGAAAAGGAAGGAUUCCAGUUCUUCCUCCUCCUCCUCCUCCUCCUCUUCUGACAGUGACGAUGAGAAGAAAAAGAAAAAGAAAAAGAAGAAGAAGAAGAAAAAGGAUUCCAGUUCUUCUUCCUCCUCCUCCUCCUCUGACAGUGAUGAUGACAAAAAGAAAAAGAAGAAAAAGAAGAAGAAGAAGGCCAGCUCUUCUGAUGACAGCUCUUCCUCCUCCUCAUCCUCUUCUGAUAGUGACAGUGACAAGAAAAAAAAGAAGAAGAAGGAUAAAAAGAUGAAAAAGAAGAAGAAGAAGAAGGAUUCUUCCUCAUCCAGUGAUUCUUCUAGUGAUGAUGGCAAAAGGAAGAAAAGGAAGAAAAAGGACAAGAAGAAAAAGAAGGACAAGAAGAAGAAGAAGAAGAAGACGAAGGACAAGAAGAAGAAAAAGGAUUCAAGUUCCAGUUCCUCAAGUUCCAGUUCUUCAAGUUCCAGUGACAGUGACAAGGAAAACAAAAAAGCCAAGAAAGACGAGAAGAAAAAGGAGAAGGCCGUCAUCAUUUCUUCUUCCUCUUCACCGCAGAAAGGUCCCGGCGCUGAGCUAAGCGGCGAUCCACAAACGCAGGUGUCGGAUCCGGGUGCGAGCGGAUACUCGGCAUUGAGCAGAAGCUCCGGUAUCAACUUUCCACUGCUUCCCUCCAAACCUGUUGUGAACCUGGAUCCUCCGAUCCCUCCGGCUCCCUCACUCUCCACAAUUGGCGGUGGAGAUCGCGCACCCGUUCGCAGGCCCUUAAGCCCCAUGGAGUCAUUGAUGGGGGGUACAUUUCGGUACAGGGACCCGGGGACCCGUUCCACCUCACACCUCAGCUCUAGUAGUCUAUACCGAGGCCACAGGUCUUACCAGUGAUCAGAUGUCAAAACUGUUCACAGAUGUUACAUGUUCAUCACACGAGGGGAAGUUGACGUGCGCUCCGAUGACAAAUCACUCUGUGACAGUGCGAUAUGAUGUCUAAUGACAUCGAAUUAAAGGAAAUCUUGUGUUGUCAUUGUGGUGCAGAGAAAAAAAAAAAAAGGUGAUUUAUUUUUAUUUUUUUUAAUAUAUAUAUAAAAAAAUAUGUAUACCGGUAUUUAGAUCACAUGAAAUAAUUCAAUGUUUGCUUCAGGUAAUAAAACAACAAGGUUGUA